Owenia fusiformis is the source of this 1423-nucleotide messenger RNA. The record is from the annotation of a GenBank genome assembly. NCBI's taxonomy places the organism in Eukaryota, Metazoa, Annelida, Polychaeta, Sabellida, Oweniidae.
GGUAGUCAUUGUCAUGAAACCGCAAGCAUGGAUAUAAAAUUGGCAUCGUCUCGCGUUUUGAGGGAUUCUUUGGAGCCUGUAGGUCCUUUGCAUCUUGUAUCACCCGGCGAUGUGAUAACCUCAGAAUCUGGUUUCAUGAGAGGUCAUGGUACAUUCAUGGAGGAAGGAGGGGGCAACUUAAAGGCCUCAGUAGCUGGUAUGGUAGACAGAGUGAACAAACUCAUUAGUGUGAAACCAUUAAAAACUAGGUAUAAUGGGGAGGUAGGAGAUGUUAUAAUAGGACGUAUCGUAGAAGUGCAACAAAGAAGAUGGAAGGUCGACACAUACUCAAGGUUAAACUCAAUUCUGAUGCUCUCCUCUGUAAAUCUUCCCGGAGGAGAACUAAGAAGAAAGACUGAAGAGGAUGAACGGAUGAUGCGAGACUACCUAUCUGAAGGUGAUAUAAUCAGUGCAGAGGUUCAGAAUGUCUUUUCUGAUGGUUCAUUAUCUUUACAUACAAGGAGUCUCAAAUAUGGCAAGCUUGGUCAGGGAACAUUGGUUCAAGUAUCGCCAUCUUUAGUGAAACGGCGUAAGACUCACUUUCACAAUCUGCCAUGCGGUGCUAGCCUCAUACUGGGAAAUAAUGGCUAUAUUUGGAUCUGCCCAACAAUCAAUGAGGACACUGACCAAACGGGUGGAUUCGUCCAGAACCUAGAGCCAGUAGCAGGUGGAGAUCGUGAAGUGAUAGCGAGGCUACGGAAUUGUAUCACUGCCUUAGCCAAUCAUGGCAUUGUCCUAUUUGACACAGUUAUACUGUAUGCUUACGAGGCCUCGCAGAAAUAUUCAGUAAAGGAACUUUUACAAUCAGACAUUAUGAAAGAAAUAGCCAGUCUUAGUAGACAGAGAAUGGAGCAAGAGUUAUAGCACAUAUCUGGGGACAUGUUUUCAAAUGCGAAACAAAGGAGGAAAGAGUGGGGAAAAGCAAGGAAGAACAUACAGAGGCUUGUAAUCAACACUGUAUAGAAAUGGCAGAAAAUCAGACGGUCCAUACAAGUUUAUAGAGAAAUUAUGUUAAAUGAGUAUGGCCGGUGGGAGACUUCAGUUCAACUAUGCAGUAAGGGACAAUAGGUUCGGAUCUCACAUGUCCAUAUUUAGCAUGAACUUGGGACGAGACUUGUAACUGAAAUAUUUUCAUUGUAGUCUAAAAAUGUUCUGGUGAGGGCUCUCUGAAAUAUUUCUCAAAUGAAGAACAAUAAUUAUUGCCAAGUAAUUGCACAAUGUUGAACAGUCUCACCAUGAUGUUAUAUUUGUAAAUAUUGUGUAUAUAUUAUAAAUAAAUAUAGAUGAAAGAUGACUGAUGAAUUCAAAUUGAGUUAUGAAGUGUCAUCUCCUACUGUACUUUUACUUACUAGUAUUUUGGCGGAUUUGCUGAUUUGAACAUUUG